Vidua macroura (Pin-tailed whydah) is the source of this 991-nucleotide messenger RNA. RefSeq names its product acylphosphatase 1 (gene ACYP1). NCBI's taxonomy places the organism in Eukaryota, Metazoa, Chordata, Aves, Passeriformes, Viduidae. The record is from RefSeq and is a predicted model, not a curated record. Gene Ontology annotation, molecular function: acylphosphatase activity.
UUCAUGAGGCGGUCCUGAUGCGUUAUUCAUGAGGCGGUGCUGGUGCAUUAUUCAUGAGGCGGUGCUGGUGCAUUAUUCAUGAGGCGGUGCUGGUGCAUUAUUCAUGAGGCGGCGAAUGAGAGACCGGCCCGAUGCCGCUACGGCUCUUCAUUGGCCGCGGGAGGGAGGCCACGCCCCCGGCGGCCUCCACGCGGCGCAGGCGCAGCGGGGCGCGCGGCUGCCAGCAGCGGAAGCGGGAGGAGGUGGCGGUGCCGCCAUGGCGGACGGCGAGGGCUUGGUGUCCGUGGACUACGAGGUGUACGGCAAGGUGCAAGGCGUGUUCUUCCGCAAGUACACCCAGGGAGAGGCUAAGAGACUGGGGCUUGUUGGCUGGGUCCAAAAUACCAGCCAUGGCACUGUUCAAGGGCAAAUCCAGGGUCCGACUGCCAGGGUGCGGGAGCUGCAAGAAUGGCUCAGGAAGAUAGGCAGUCCCCAGUCCCGUAUCAGCCGAGCAGAGUUCAGCAAUGAGAAGAAGAUUGAGGCGCUGGAGCACAAGGAAUUCCAGAUUUUGAAGUGACUUGGUCCAGGAAGAAGCAGUCUGGAGCAUGAGCUGCCCUCACGGAGCAUUGCCCCUCUUCCUCAGUCAUUCAGUCAGCCAAUGUUCAGCUCUAGAGAACUUUAUUUUAUUAAAUUUCUAAUUUAUUGUUUUGUUCGUUUGAUGCUCAGCUUUUCACAGAAUUCCAGUGGGUAGAGGAAGAGCUAUGUUGUCUCUGUUAAAGGGGCUGUUCAGGGCCAGAACCUCUGUUUACAAGUGUACGUGGUUUUGGGAGUUGUAUAUGAGAUAAAUCUGAAGUUUUUAGAGUGUGGUGCUCAUGUGAAGGAAGUCACAGGCUCAAUGCCACUAGAAAACAUCGCUAAAAACAUUACUUCUGUGUACUAAAUGCCUCAGAAAAAAAUUUAUUUUAUCCCAGAACUUCAUAUUUUAUGUAGAAUAAAAUUGCUUGGAUUUCGC